Molecule: messenger RNA, 4663 nt
Organism: Phycodurus eques (leafy seadragon)
Lineage: Eukaryota; Metazoa; Chordata; Actinopteri; Syngnathiformes; Syngnathidae
Gene: adamts5
Product: A disintegrin and metalloproteinase with thrombospondin motifs 5
Exons: 8
Coding region: 229-3117 (962 amino acids)
Biological process (GO): extracellular matrix organization; proteolysis
Molecular function (GO): metalloendopeptidase activity; zinc ion binding
Source: RefSeq, a predicted model, not a curated record
UUCCUCUCCGGGUCCUAUUAAGCGCAAACUUUGUGAUUUUGUUCUCCAAGUUCAGUCCAGACUGCACUCACUUUGUCUCCCCUCACUGCUUUUGUUGACGCUCUUUUGCAGGCCAUGGAAGGAUGCGCUUUUUGGCCCGACAAGUAAGUUGCCUGCGCAGCUCGUCCAGGGUUCGUGAUUCGGACAUAGUGUAGCGUAUAGAUGCUGCUGCACCGUGUGGAAUGAACAAUGGUGAGGCUCCUUGGUGCUGCGGCCGGUGGCGUGCUUUGGUUCCGUCUGCUGUCGCUGGGCGUGCUGCUGGAGUCGGAGCCUGGCGCCGCCGGGGUCUCCGUUUUCCAGGGUUUCUAUCUCCCACCUGCGAACGGUUCGCAGCUCACACCAGCCAGGAGGACAGAUGGGGUCGUGCGGACCGUUGACCGGAUUUAUAACGCAGGCGGGAGGGCCGGAUACCUUGUCUACUUGGAUGGGAGUCGCUUUCAGCUGGACAUGGAGCGCGAUGAGUCGGUUCUGUCGCAUCACUUCAGCCCUCAGUACGUCCUCGCCAUGAUGGGAGGCAGCUCGGAGUCUUUGCAGCGGGACUGCGUUUAUCGCGGGACGGUCAACACCAACCCGGAGUCCCUGGCCGUCUUCAACCUCUGCGGCGGAGGUGUGGAAGGCUUCUUCGCCGUGCACGGCGUGCGGUACACCGUCACGCCGAUCGUCCGGGCCAAGGGGCACGAGCACGACGCGCGCGCUCUGCAGGACAAGGACGCCGAACACGCCCUCCACGUGUUCACGCGUGAGAACUUCACUUUUGAAGCCGCGCGCGACGGCCACGAGAGCUGCGGGACGCGCGACGGGCGCAGGGGGCGCAGGGACGCGGCUGGGAAAAGUCGGCGCAAGAGGCCGGACCGAGGGAGGCUGUCCGCGCCUGACCUGGGCGCGCACGGGCGGAGACGGUGGAGCCGGUUCCUCGGAACUGCAGCUGCGGACAGCCGCGUGCGGCGCAAGAGGUCGGUCUCCCGCGCCAGACACGUGGAGCUUCUCUUGGUGGCGGACGAGACCAUGACGAAGAAGUACGGCAAGGACUUAAACCACUAUCUCCUCACGCUGGCCUCAAUCGCGUCCAAGCUGUACGGGCACGCCAGCAUCGAGAACCCCAUCCGGCUGUCCGUGGUCAAAGUAACCGCGGUCACCGACAAAGACAAAGGGCUGCAAGUGUCCAAGAACGCGGCGGCCACUCUCAAGAGCUUCUGCAAGUGGCAGAACCAGCAAAACCCGCUAGACGACGACCACCAACACCACCACGACGCCGCCAUCCUCUUCACUAGGCAGGACCUCUGCGGCCAUCACUCCUGUGACACCUUGGGAAUGGCAGACGUUGGCACUAUCUGCUCACCAGAAAGAAGCUGUGCCGUCAUUGAGGAUGACGGGCUUCACGCCGCAUUCACAGUGGCGCACGAGAUCGGCCAUUUGCUCGGUUUGUCCCAUGACGACUCCAAAUUCUGUGAGGAGCGUUUCGGCGUGAACAGCGACAAGAGGCUAAUGUCCUCCAUCCUCACCUCCAUUGAUGCGUCCAAACCUUGGAGCCGCUGUACCUCGGCCACCAUCACAGACUUCUUUGACGAUGGCAAUGCCGAGUGUCUUCUCGACUCCCCCCGUCAACCCCUGUUGGGUCCCGAAGAGCUCCCGGGGCAGAGCUAUGAUGCCGUGCGCCAGUGCCGCCUGGCUUUCGGGCCAGAAUACACCGUAUGCCCUGGUAUGGACGUGUGCUCCCGGCUGUGGUGUGCAGUUAUUCGCCAGGGACAGAUGGUGUGUCUGACCAAGAAGUUGCCAGCCGUGGAGGGAACACCCUGCGGAAAGGGGCGCAUCUGCCUGCAGGGGAAGUGUGUGGACAAAACACGCAAGAGACAUUACUCGUCAUCCAACCAUGGCAGCUGGAGCUCCUGGGGUUCUUGGGGCUCAUGCACUCGAACGUGUGGUGGUGGAGUGCAAUUCGCCCAGCGGCUGUGCAACAACCCGCCACCACGGAACAAUGGGCGUUACUGCACUGGGAAGAGAGCCAUCUACCGGUCCUGCAAUGUUGCACCAUGCCCACCAACGAAUAAGAGUUUCCGACAGGAGCAAUGUGCGGUGCGCAAUGGCCCUCAGACAGAUCCUAAAGGGGUGAAAACAUUUGUUGAGUGGGUGCCCAAAUAUGCUGGAGUUCUCCCUAAAGAUGUUUGCAAACUCACCUGCAGAGCAAAAGGAACCGGUUACUAUGUGGUGUUCUCACACAGGGUGAUAGACGGGACCGAGUGUCGUCCUUCCAGCAGCUCGGUGUGCGUGAAGGGGAAGUGCGUGCGAACAGGUUGCGAUGGCAUCAUAGGCUCCAAGCUUCAGUUUGACAAGUGUGGUAUAUGUGGAGGUGACAGCACAGGAUGCAUACGGGUUGUGGGCAACUUCACCAAGAAAAGUAAGGGCUACACGGAUGUAGUGAAGAUCCCUGUAGGCUCCACACACAUCAAGGUUCGUCAGCACAAGGCAAAAGACCAGACCCGUUUCACCGCCUACCUCGCCCUCCGGAGACCCAGUGGGGAUUACCUCCUCAAUGGCAAGUUCAUGAUCUCCACCUCAGAGAGCAUCAUUCCGCUCAACGGCUCUGUGCUUAACUACAGUGGCUGGAGUCAAAAGGAUGAGUGGCUCCACAGCAUGGGCCCUGGGGCCCUCCAAGAGGCCUUGGUAGUCCAGAUCCUUGCCACAGAUGCUAAAAAGCCGCUGGAUGUCCGUUAUAGCUUCUUCACGCCACGCCGGACAACCCCACAGAAGCCCCCACCACUGCUUGUCCCCAGUUUGAAUUUGGCCCAUUUGCAGGGCACUACAACUGUCACAACGAGAACCACCACCAGCAGCUUUACUACAUCUUACCCCACUCCCACUAUCCUGGUUCCUGCGCCAACGACAGCUACCAGUCUGUCUACACCACUUCCCGGGCCCCAAUGGGUGACAGGAGCAUGGAUGAUCUGCUCCAGGACUUGUGACACUGGCUGGCAGAGCAGGACAGUCCAGUGUAAGGACCAGGGCGGGAAAUUGUCCAAGGGAUGUUUGCUGAAUUCCCGCCCUUCUGCUUUUAAACACUGUCUUGGGAGAAAAUGUUAAAAUGGCAGGAGGAGGGGAACAAGGCUUUGUAGGACAACAAAAGGGGACCGAUAAAAUGAUCAAGUGCAGCAUGUUGGACGAGGGACCAACGAAUUUAAGACAUCAUCUAAAACCUUAAUCAGGACUGUGAAUGUUGGACCAAGUCUCACAGAGACUCUGCUUGAAGGAUGGCUCAGAAUCACACUUGCAGAGUAAAAGUUAAGCAAGGACCCGUUUGUUUUGUAGUCAGGCAUUUGUGUUGCAUGUUGGUGACUCAACUUUGUUUCCGCAUCCAAACGUUGUUUGUCUUUUGCUGUGUGUGUGUGUGUGUGUGUGUGUGUUCGAGCGAGCAUGUGCGUGUGUGUGUGUGUGUGUGUGUGUGUGUGUUCAAGCGAGCAUGUGCGUGUGUGUUUUGAGUCAUACUGUAUAUCCUCCUAAAUAAGGGAGACACACGUCGUUCGCCCUCCAGCUUACGUCAUUGCUUUGACCCUCCAGCUAUCAAGGGAUGGGGAAGACGUUGACCAACAAUGGACGGGGAAACCCAGACAUUCGGUGUUUAAAUGGUGCUUUACAGUCUGUCCAUUCUGCACAAUAAUAUACAGCAGUACAAAAGCUUUAUUGAGGUCGAGACUUGCUCAGGUUCUCGAAGUUCAUUUGCUCUGCAGUAACUCAGGAAGAAUGUUCUUCCUUAUGACACAAGCGUUGAUUGCGCUAAUCCCCUGCGCAUUCUAAAGAACACAACAGUGUUCUUUCAAAGUCAGCUGUCAGAGGGGAAAAGUAACCGUGACUGUCCUUAACAUUCACAUUCAUGGAGGUUAGAGACGGAUCACUUAUUUUGCUUCAUUUUUGAAGUGUGUGCGUGCGUGCAUGUGUCUGUGUGUGUGAGUGUGUGUGUGUAUGUGUGUGAGUCUGCUUACAUGCAUUGAGAGUGGCGGAAAAAAAAUGCAAACAAAGACAAGACACUGGGAAAUUUCCAUUGGUGUGCACUGCCUUAAAGCAGGGUACACACAUGCCGAUAAUCAGGCUAAAUAUGAGCAUUUGAAGCCACUGCUAAUCAAACUCAGCGGAAGACUGAUGAUUGGAUUUCUCUGAAAGAUUAUCCUGACCUAUGGCGAUAUGGUUCUGUGUGGUGUGGUGCGGUGGUUAUCUCGGGUACACCACACACGAGAAGGGAAGUGAGACACACAUGGGGAUUUCUUUCCUCAUCAUUUUAAAAAUCAGUAUGUGUGUACCCUCCUUUACACAUUGCAAUUUAACAACUCGAUGUAAACCUUCUUGAACAAUAGAUGAUUUCAAUGUAUGUGUUAGUAUUCAAAGCAAUUUGCAGAGCCAUAUGCACAUCUGUACACCUCACUGAAACACACACUUUGUUCCUUUGAGGAAAGCCCUCUCGCUGAACAGCAAAAACAGCACUGAGCUUGUAAUUUAUUGUUUGUACAACUGCUAUGUGUGAAUAACAAAGCAACGAGAUGAGCUUUAUUUAUUGUAGUAAUUUUGUAUCAGAUUACUAUUUAAUUUAGGACUAUGCAGAAUCCUCAGUGUAAGACUAUAGUGUUUCUUUUCUCGU